Ctenopharyngodon idella (grass carp) is the source of this 4462-nucleotide messenger RNA. RefSeq names its product iodothyronine deiodinase 3a (gene dio3a). Gene Ontology annotation, molecular function: thyroxine 5'-deiodinase activity. Lineage: Eukaryota; Metazoa; Chordata; Actinopteri; Cypriniformes; Xenocyprididae. The record is from RefSeq and is a predicted model, not a curated record. The transcript is spliced from 2 exons.
AAGAUGUUUGUCUUUCUUUCUUCAGUGGAAAAGAAAUGAAGGUUUUUGAGGAAAACAUUCCAGGAUUUUUCUCCAUAUAGUGGACUUCACUGGGGUUCAACGGGUUGAAGGUCCAAAUGUCAGUUUCAGUGCAGCUUCAAAGAGCUCUACAUGAUCCCAGACGAGGAAUAAGAGUCUUAUCUAGAGAAACCAUCGGACAUUUUCUAAAAAAAUAAAACAUUAUAUACUUUUUAACCACAAAUGCUCGUCUUGCACUGCUCUGUGAUGCUCCACGCAUUACGUAAUCAUGUUGGAAAGGUCACGCGUGACGUAGGUGGAAGUACCGAUCCAGUGUUUACAAAGCGAACGUGCAAAGACUAAGUCAAACGGCCUUUACAAAAAAAGGUAAAACAACGAUGUCGGACGAUUUUGAAGUUGGAGGAGAAAAUGAGAUGGAGAAAACAAAUUGUGCUUAAAGUGAUCCUAAGAAUAUUGUUCCUCUGUGACGUGUGAACUCUGCUAUUAUUUUACAUUUAGAAUGAUUUCUAGAACUUAUCGUCUUUAGUGUAAACGGGCCUGAACUCUUAGUACUCAAGAUCAAAACUACAUCUGAAAUCUAAUUCGAGUGUACUUCUUGAAAGCGUGUAGUGUACUUGAGGUAUGUGAACCAUUGGUCUCAACCUCCAUUUGCUGUGUUUGAACUCGAGGGAUUUUAGACAGCUUCGUGCUCAUAAUAGGAGUGUAGAAACACUGUUUCCAUCCACCUAUUUAUCGCAUCAAAAACUGCUUGAUGGAAACACCAAGAUGCACAUAAAUUAAUUAAAAAACUUAUGCGCUCGUUUGAGUCAGAUAAAUUUUCUAUCCGAUAAGAAAACGUGCAUAAACUACGAUGGAAACAUUUACCGAAUAAAUUCCUCAAUGCGCAUCAAAAAAAAAAAACUUUGCACGAUGGGACAGCAUAACUGAACUAACCAGCAGAAAAAUCUUGUUGCAAAGCAUCUGAAACACUGUUUUGGUCUGUCGUCAGUGUGGUUCGGUAUAAUUCCUCCCAGAACUGCGUUCACAAACAGCAGCAUCCGCCUCUGAAAGCAAGAUAACACGUUUAUUGAGUUUCGUCUGCGCGCUCUUUUAUUAUAUACGAAAAUUAUUAUAUACAGAGGCUUCAUCUACAUUUCUUAGUGAUAUUUAGCACCAGUUUAUCAGGAAGUGACGAUUUUGUUCUCUUUGACUCGCUGGAUGGAAAAUGUAUUUGAAAAUGUUCUAUGCGAUAUUGCAAUUUUGCGCAUAAGUUAAAUUCACAACUUUGGAUGGAAACAGCUACUGUCUCUGAGAUUAUCGAGCGGCAGCUGACAGGUUGAAGGCUUGAACCUGAACCCUUCAUCUGCACAGAUUUCCUCAGAUUGAAGCUAGUUAGUACCUGGUGUGAGGCGGCAGUGAAAGCACAAUGAUUUGUGUACUUGAUUGGUGUGCAAUUGUACUGCUCAGAGAUCGAUCAAGAGCCCAGUUAAUGAUGAGAGUCGCGAGCGCCGCCUAGUGUCUGCAGGUGAUGAUGACACGAUCCGACUCUCAGGAGCUCCAAUCACUUCAGAUCAUAUGAACUUUUGCUGCGCUUCCAUUCGUGCGCAACAGUCAAAGUUCUGAAGUCUUUGACGCGAUCAAGAGUGUUUCCAUUUUCAAAUGUAAUCCGGUGUCACUCCGGUCCUCGAGGGAAUGCCAUUUUCGCGUGAUAUUCCUGACUGUGGUUUAUUCCAGCAUGUGUUUGGAGGCGGAGUGACUGACUGACAUCCAUUCAUCAUAUAAAAGGGAAGUUGAGCAGCUGAACAUCAGAAACUCUCUCUCUCUCUCUCUCUCUCGCUGUCAUAUGAUUGAUCAUGAAUACGGUGAAGGCGCUGAAAAACGCGCUCGUGUGUUUGGUCAUCUUACCGCGAUUUCUCGUCGCCGCGUUCAUGCUGUGGUGUCUUGAUUUUCUGUGCGUGAGAAAGAGAGUUUUAUUCCAUCACGGCGAGGAAGAGGAGGAGGAUGAAGACCCUCCGCUGUGCGUCUCCGACAACAACCGCAUGUUCAGCUGGGAGUCGCUCAAAGCGGUUUUCCACGGACACAAGCUGGACUGGAUGAAGUCCGCGCGCCUCGGCCACGCAGCGCCCAACAGUGAAGUGGUUCCGCUCGCGGAGCUCAAGCGCAAACGCAUCCUGGAGUUCGCGCGCGGUCAGCGGCCGCUGGUGCUGAAUUUCGGCAGUUGCAGUUGACCGCCGUUCAUGAAGCGUCUGAAGGUGUUCCAGCGGCUCGUGCUCCAGUACGCGGACAUCGCCGAUGCUCUGGUGGUUUACAUCGAAGAGGCGCAUCCGUCCGACGGCUGGAUCAGUUCCGACGCGCCGUAUCAGAUCCGCAAGCACCGGAGUCUGGAGGAGCGACUGAGCGCCGCGCGGCUGAUGGAGCGCGAGGCGCCGGGCUGCGCGAUAGUGGCCGACAGCAUGGAGAACUCUUCCAACAGCGCGUACGGAGCUUAUUUCGACAGACUUUAUAUCGUGCAGGACGGGAAGGUGGUGUAUCAGGGCGGCAGGGGACCGGAGGGCUACCGGAUCUCCGAGCUCCGACACUGGCUGGAUCAGUACCGCGAGCGUCUGCGCGAUGCCGUGAUUCGACUGUAAAGUGAGGCGACUUUCACGGAGCUGCUGCGGGGAAGAGAAGAGUUUCCCGGGACUGACUGACCUCGUCAUGUGUGUUUCCAGCCGAGCGCAUCUUCUAUGGAGGCUCAUUCCCGCCACAUAAGGAGAAAUAUCACGCUUUUGUCAAUUAUAAUUGACACAAAAAUAUCUAUAGCCAAUUUCGACUUUAAUCUCAAAAUUAUGAUUUAGUACGUCAUAAUUUUUACUUUUUAUCCCACAAUUGCGACUUUAAUCUCAAAAUUAUGAUUUAGUACGUCAUAACUUUGACUUUUUAUCCCAUAAUUUUGACUUUAAUCUCAUAAUUAUGAUUUAGUAUGUCAUGUCAACUCUUUAAGCUCAUAAUUCUAAUUUAGUAUGUCAUGAUUUUGACUUUUUCUCAUAACUUGUUACCUUCGAUUUUUACAUAAAUCAUAACCGCAUGUCAAACCGUUUUAUAUCAUAAUUAUGACUCAGUAUGUCAUAAUUGUCUUAUCUCAUAAUUUCGAUCUUUUUAUCUUGUAAUUAUGACUUAAAGUCAUUAUUUUGACUUAUCUCAUAAUAGUAUGUCAUAAUUAUCACUAAAUAUGUCAUAAUUUGUCAGUUGAAUUUUUAUCUCAUAAUGAUGACAUUUUAUCUCUUAAUUAUAAUUUCAUAUGUCAUGAUUUUGACUUUAGUAUAUUAUCACUUAGUGUCAUAAUUUCAAUUUAUAAUUUUAGUAUGAUAUAAUUUUGAUUGUAUAUCAAUUAUAACAGUAUGUCAUAAAACUUUUAUCUCAUAAUUAUCACUGUCAAUUUUGAAUGUCCAAUUUUUGUCAUAAUUAUGACUUAGUAUGUCAUUGUCUUUUUAUCUCAUAAUUUUCACUUUUUAUCUCAUAAUUUCGACUUUAAUCACAUAAUUAUGAUUUAGUACAUCAUAAUGUCAACUUUUUUAUCUCAUAAUCAUGAUUUGUUUUAAUUUCAUAGGCCUAAUUUAGUAUGUCAUGGUUUUGACUUUUUCUCAUAACUAGUAUUCAUAAUUAUUUUCACAUAAAUCAAAACAGCAUGUCAAACCUUUUUAUAUCAUAAUUAUGACUCAGGAUGUCAUAAUUGUCUUUUAUCUCAUAAUUAUGACUUUUUAUCUUAUAGUAUGUCAUAAUUAUCACUAAAUUUGUCAUAAUUUGGACUUUUUAUGUCAUAAUUUGAUGACAUUUUAUCUCUUGACUUAACUAUUAAUAUAUAUUAAAAAAAUGAUAUAUAAAACUAUAUAUCAAUUAUCACCUAGUGUCAUAAUUUUGACUUAUCUCAUAAUUUUAGUAUAAUAUAAUUUUGACUUUAUAUCAAUUAUAACAGUAUGUCAUAACUUUUUAUCACUUAAUAGGUUAUAAUUUUUACUUUUUGUCAAAAUGUCGAAUUUUUGUCAUAAUUAUGACUUAGUAUGUCGUCUUUUUAUCUCAUAAUUUUCAUUUUAUCUCAUAAUUAUGACUAUCAUAAUUUAAACUUUUUAUUUCAUUAUUUUGAUUUGAAUUUGAAAUCUCAAAUUUGUCAAUUAUAACUUAGUAUGACUCUUCAUCUCAUAAUUUCAACUUUUUAUCUCAUACAUAUGACAUAGAAAGUCAUAAUUAUGUACCGAAGCAUGAUUUUUCUUCUUGUGGCAGAAAGAGCUUCCAUAUCGACGUGUCUGUUUUUGUUUUUCACACACGUGCACAAACGUCACUCUCUUUCCCUCCUGUAUUUUGUGUGAAGGUCGAUUUUUAAAAGGUUCACAACCAGAAGAUCGACACUGAUGUCUAAAAUACAGGACACAUGUAAAUUAUUUCUUUUAUCAAAGCCAUUUCAUAAUAAAACAUUUCAUCUCUGGAG